This is a messenger RNA of Pygocentrus nattereri (red-bellied piranha), 11033 nucleotides long. RefSeq names its product spectrin beta chain, non-erythrocytic 1 (gene sptbn2). Gene Ontology annotation, biological process: actin cytoskeleton organization. Gene Ontology annotation, molecular function: actin filament binding; phospholipid binding; structural constituent of cytoskeleton. NCBI's taxonomy places the organism in Eukaryota, Metazoa, Chordata, Actinopteri, Characiformes, Serrasalmidae. The transcript has 41 exons. Bases 658 to 7770 code for a protein of 2370 amino acids. Gene Ontology annotation, cellular component: cortical actin cytoskeleton; cell projection; spectrin. The record is from RefSeq and is a predicted model, not a curated record.
CUGCUCAAACAAGGUGCGCGCGCAAACGCACGGGCAUGCGCGUACACACACGUUCUGGAGGGAAGACAGAAGACCGAACGUGUGAGGGAGAGAGCGCAGCAGAGUAAGACACUGCCCAGGAGAGAAGGAGGGAGAGAAGUGAAAGAGGUGAAAGGAGAGGAAAGCGAGAGAACACACUGUUCUUUCUUUGCCCUUUUUCCCCUCCUACCUCUUCUUGCACUUGCCAUCUCUUAGGGUGUUUUACCGCACAGAAAGGAGCAGCACUGAGGGGAAAUAAGAGGGAGUUUUUUUUCUCUCUCUCUCUUUUUUUUUUUUUUUUUUUUUCUUGAGGGUGAUGAAACAGCAUGGCGUGGCUUAGCGCGCACAGAUGAAACGCGCACACACACACCUGGAAGUUUUGCGUCCUCUCAGUUUGGACCUUUUCUCAACCUGAACUCCUGCACCUGGACACAAAGCUAAUUCUGCCUUAGCUUUCCCUUCACACUUCUUUGUCUUGUUUUCUUCUUGAAACUCUUUGUAGCCACUGGUUGGCCAGGUCAGAGCGUACAGUGCUGCUUGACUUUGGAGUGAACGUUUUUCCUUUCUGGAUACAGCUUAUUCCUAUUGGGAGCGAGUUAGUGCGAGUGCAAGCGUGAAGGAGAAAAAGACGAGGUAGAGAUGGAGUUAGAGCGGCGGAAUAGCGAGUCCUGCCUCUCUCCUGCCGCCUUUGUGAACCAGGUGCAGUAUUCCAACAUUCUGGAGGGCAGAUUCAAACAGCUGCAAGAUGAGAGAGAAGCAGUGCAGAAGAAGACCUUCACUAAAUGGGUAAACUCUCACCUUGGCCGCGUCACCAGCAGGAUCGGAGAUCUAUACACUGACCUGCGCGAUGGACGCUUGCUCAUCAGACUGCUGGAGGUGCUCUCCGGAGAACAACUGCCGAAGCCCACUAAGGGCCGUAUGCGGAUCCAUUGUCUGGAGAAUGUGGACAAGGCUCUGCAGUUCCUCAAGGAGCAGAAAGUCCACCUGGAGAACAUGGGCUCUCAUGACAUCGUCGACGGCAACCACCGUCUCACACUCGGACUUAUCUGGACCAUCAUCCUGCGCUUCCAGAUCCAGGACAUCAGCGUGGAGACGGAGGACAACAAGGAGAAGAAAUCGGCCAAAGAUGCUCUACUGCUGUGGUGCCAGAUGAAGACUGCUGGGUACCCGAACGUCAACGUACAUAAUUUCACCACCAGCUGGAGAGAUGGUCUGGCGUUCAAUGCCAUCGUUCACAAACACAGGCCGGAUCUGAUUGAGUUUGACACUCUAAAGCGCUCCAACGCUCACUAUAACCUGCAGAAUGCGUUCAAUGUGGCCGAGAAGGAGCUGGGGCUGACCAAACUGCUGGACCCAGAGGAUGUCAAUGUGGAUCAACCAGAUGAGAAAUCCAUCAUUACAUAUGUUGCCACGUACUACCACUACUUUAGCAAGAUGAAGGCCCUCGCAGUGGAGGGCAAGAGAAUCGGCAAGGUGCUGGACUAUGCGAUUGAGGCUGAUCAGCUGAUUGAGAAGUACGAGACUUUGGCGUCCGAGCUGCUUCAGUGGAUCGAGCAAACAAUCGUUACACUGAAUGACCGUCAGCUCGCCAACUCCCUCAGCGCCGUCCAGAACCAACUUCAGGCCUUCAACACCUACCGCACCGUGGAGAAACCACCCAAGUUUACAGAGAAAGGUAAUUUGGAAGUUCUUCUCUUCACCAUCCAGAGCAAAAUGCGAGCAAACAACCAGAAAGUCUACAUGCCUCGAGAGGGCAAACUCAUUUCUGACAUCAACAAGGCGUGGGAGCGGCUGGAGAAGGCAGAGCAUGAACGAGAACUGGCUCUGAGAAACGAACUGAUUCGUCAGGAGAAGCUGGAGAUGCUUGCUGCUCGCUUUGAUCGCAAAGCCGCAAUGAGAGAGACCUGGCUGAGUGAGAAUCAGAGACUAGUGUCUCAGGACAAUUUUGGCUUUGAUCUGGGGGCAGUGGAGGCUGCCACACGGAAGCAUGAGGCCAUAGAAACAGACAUCGGAGCUUAUGGAGAGCGUGUGGCUGCUGUGGAGGCGGUGGCCCGUGAGCUGGAGGCUGAGGGAUAUCACGAGGUGAGACGUAUCCUUGCACGGAGGGAUAACGUCCUGCGCCUAUGGGAGUACCUGAAGGAGCUGCUUACUGCCCGCCGAGAGAGACUGACCGCACACAGGGACCUGCAGAGGCUUCUAGAGGAGAUGAGAUACAUCAUGGACUGGAUGGGAGACAUGAAGGGUCGUCUGCAGUCUCAGGACAGCGGGAAACACCUUCAUGAUGUGGAGGAUUUGCUGCAGAAACACACUCUGGUGGAGGCAGACAUAUCCGCCCAGGCAGAGAGAGUACGAGCUGUGCAGGCAGCAGCCAAACGCUUCACUUCAGAAGAAAUGAGCUAUAAGCCGUGUGAGCCAGCUCUGGUGGAGGAGAAGGUGUCAUUGCUGGGCCAGGCAUACGAUGAGCUGGGCCGUUUGGCAGGUGAGCGGCGAGUGAAGCUCGAGGACUCUCGCCGUCUGUGGCAGUUCCUGUGGGAGUUGGGCGAAGAAGCGGCGUGGAUUCGGGAGCAGGAGCAGAUCCUGGCUGCCGGAGACUGCGGCCGAGACCUCACCUCUGCCCUGCACCUGCUCUCCAAACACGAGGCCUUUAGAGACGAGAUGGCCGCCCGCUAUGGCCCCCUCAGCAACAGCAUCGCCUCCGGAGAGCAGCUGGUGCAGGAGGGACACUUUGGAGCUCCUGAGGUGACAGAGAGAAUUAAAGACAUCAGAGCGCAGUGGAGCCAUCUGGAGGAGACGUCUCAGCUGCGUGAGCAGCGUCUGAAAGAGUCUGUAGCUCUGCACCAAUUCCAGACAGAUGCUAAUGACAUGGAGGCCUGGCUGCUGGAGACACUCAGACAGGUGUCCAGUCAGGAGGUUGGCCAUGAUGAAUUCUCCACACAGACGCUGGCGCGGAAACAAAGGGAGGUGGAGGAGGAGAUCCAGAGCCAUCGUUCUCUCAUAGACUCACUGCAUGAGCAGGCUCAAACUCUGCCCCCUGCUUACGCCCAAUCUCCGCAGGUGGAGGGGCGUCUACCUGCGAUUGAGCAGCGAUAUGAAGAACUAGAGGCUUUGUCGUCAGCGCGGCGACAGGCUCUGGAGGGGGCGCUAGCACUGUACCGCAUGUUCAGCGAGGCUGGAGCCUGUCAGCUAUGGAUCGGGGAGAAGGAGCAGUGGCUGCACAACAUGGAGAUCCCCUCCAAACUGGAGGACCUGGAGGUGGUCCAGCAAAGGUUUGAAACUCUGGAGCCAGAGAUGAAUAACCUGGGUUCUCGCAUCACAGAUGUUAAUCAGGUCGCUGAACAGCUGCUGAAAUCAGACAGCCGCAACAAAGAGCAAAUCAACCAGACACAGGACCAACUCAACAACAGGUGGAGUGAGUUCCAGAGAGUUGCAGACCAGAGGAAACAGGCUUUGGAAUCUGCUCUGAACAUCCAGAACUAUCAUCUGGAGUGUAAUGAGAUCCAGAGCUGGAUGAAGGAGAAGACUAAAGUCAUUGAGUCCACUCAGAGCUUGGGCAAUGAUCUGGCUGGUGUCAUGGCCCUGCAGCGCAAACUCACCGGCAUGGAAAGGGACCUGGAGGCUAUACAGGGCAAGCUGGGCGGUCUGCGUUCAGAAGCAGAGAAGCUGGCAUCAGAGCAUCCGGAGCAGGCCGGAGAGAUCCGUGCGAGGCUCGAGGAGAUCCAGGAGGUGUGGGAGGAUCUUCGCUCCACUAUGAAGCGCCGCGAGGAGUCCCUGGGCGAAGCAUCCAAACUGCAGGGCUUCCUGAGGGAUCUGGACGAUUUUCAGGCCUGGCUGUCCCGCACACAGACGGCCGUGGCCUCUGAAGACACACCCACCUCAUUGGCUGAGGCUGAGCGGCUGCUGGCCCAGCACGAGGCCAUCAAGAACGAGGUGGACAACUACCGCGAGGACUACGAGAAGAUGAGGGCUACCGGAGCCGAGGUGACCCAGGGUCAGACGGACGCUCAGCACAUGUUCUUGGCUCAGCGGCUGCAGGCUCUGGACACAGGCUGGCAUGAGCUGCGCAGGAUGUGGGAGAGCAGACACUGCGUGCUGGCUCAGGCCUUUGACUUCCAGACCUUUCUCCGGGAUGCCAAGCAGGCCGAAGGCUUUCUCAACAGCCAGGAGUAUGUGCUGUCACACACUGAGAUGCCCAGUAGCCUGCAAGGGGCACUGGAGGCCAUCAAGAAGCAUGAGGACUUUCUCACCACCAUGGAGGCCAGUGAAGAAAAGAUCAAUGGUGUGGUGGAGUCUGGGCGACGCCUUGUAUCUGACGGAAACGCCAACGCUGACAAGAUUCAGGAGAAAGCUGACUCCAUUCAAGAGAGACACCAGAAGAAUAAGCAGGCAGCUAAUGAUCUUCUGGCCAAACUGAAGGACAAUAGGGAGCUCCAGCACUUCCUUCAGGACGGACAGGAGCUGACUCUCUGGAUUAAUGAGAAGAUGUUGACAGCUCAAGACAUGUCAUAUGAUGAGGCCAGGAACCUGCAUAGCAAGUGGCAGAAACACCAGGCCUUCAUGGCUGAGCUGGCCUCCAACAAAGACUGGCUGGACAAAAUCGACAAGGAGGGUCAGGCACUGGUGGCUGAGAAGCCUGAACUGGAGGAGACUGUGUCAGAGACUCUUCGUGCACUACAGAAGCAGUGGGAGGAGCUGGAGAACACCACACAGACCAAAGCGCAGUGCCUGUUUGAUGCUAACCGGGCCGAGCUGUUCACUCAGAGCUGUUCGGCACUGGACUCCUGGCUCCAGAACAUCUCCUCUCAACUUCAGAGCGACGACUUUGGCAAGGACUUAACCAGUGUCAACAUACUGCUCAAGAAACACCAGAUGCUGGAGCACCAGAUGGAUGUUCGUGAGAAGGAGGUGCAAGCUCUACAGUCUCAGGCACUGGCCUUGGCCCAGGAGGAGGCUGGAAUAGUGGAGGUGGACAGUCAGCAGCGCAGAGUGGAGGACAGAUUCUCUCAGCUGCAGGAUCCGCUCAAAAACAGGCGCCUGCAGCUGCUCGCCUCCAAAGAAGCCCACCAGUUCAAUAGAGACCUGGAGGAUGAAAUACUGUGGGUGAAAGAAAGAAUGCCUAUGGCUACAUCCACUGAUCACGGCAAAGACCUACCCAGCGUACAGCUCCUCAUCAAAAAGAACCAGACUCUACAAAAGGAGAUCCAGGGCCAUCAGCCCCGCAUCAAUGACAUCCAGGCACACGGGCGCAGCAUGGAUGAUGAGCGGCGUGCAGCUCUGGAUGAGCGUCUGACAGAGCUCGGGGAGCUGUGGGCCCGGCUCAUCUCAGAGACUGACCAGAGACAUGCGCGCUUAGUCGAAGCCAACCGAGCCCAGCAGUUCUACGCUGACGCAGCUGAGGCUGAGGCCUGGAUGGGCGAACAAGAGCUGCAUAUGAUGUCUGAGGAGAAGGCCAAGGAUGAACAGAGUGCUGUGGUGAUGGUGAAGAAGCACCAGAUCCUGGAGCAGGCACUGGAGGACUACGCUCAGACCAUCCACCAGCUGGCCAACAGCAGCAGGCUCAUGGUGAACAGUGAACAUCCUGAGAGUGAGCGGAUCACGCUGCGUCAGGCUCAAGUGGAUAAGCUGUACGCUGGGCUGAAGGACCUGGCGGAGGAGCGGCGGGUCAGGCUGCAGGAGAGGUUGAGGCUGACCCAGCUCAAGAGAGAGGUGGAUGACUUGGAGCAGUGGAUCGCAGAGAGAGAAGUCGUUGCCGGCUCUCAUGAACUCGGACAAGACUAUGAGCAUGUCACUAUGUUGCGAGACAAGUUCCGGGAGUUUGCUCGGGACACCAGUGCGAUCGGUCAGGAGCGAGUAGACGCUGUGAAUGCUCAGGCAGAUGAGCUGAUCGAAUCAGGUCAUCCAGAGAACGCCAGUGUGGCCGAGUGGAAGGACGGUCUGAAUGAGGCUUGGGCAGAUCUGCUGGAGUUGAUGGACACACGUACGCAGAUGCUGGCCGCCUCAUACGAGCUGCACCGCUUCCACCAGGAUGCUCGUGAGGCACUGGGGCGAGUAAAGGAGAAGAGAGAGGCUCUGGCUGGAGCGGAACUGGGCAGAGACCUCAACACUGUCCAGCACCUGCACCGCCAACACACCGCCUAUGAACAUGAUGUACAGGCACUGAGUGGACAGGUGACUCAGGUGCAGGACGAUGCGGCUCGUCUGCAGAAAGCAUAUGCUGGAGAGAAAGCUGAGGACAUCCACCGGCAUGAGCGAGCUGUGACUGAGGCCUGGGAAGGGCUUCUGGCCGCCGCUCAAUCCAGACGACUGCUGCUGUUAGAUACAGUGGAGAAGUUCCGCUUCUUCAACAUGGUCCGAGAUCUGAUGUUGUGGAUGGAUGGAAUCAACCUGCAGAUACAGUCCCAUGACAGCCCCAGAGAUGUGUCAUCGGCUGGGCUGGUGAUAGCAAAUCAUCAGGACAUUAAAGCAGAGAUUGAGGCCAGAGCCGGCAACUUCACCGCAUGCACCGACAUGGGAAACACACUUCUCAACAACAACCACUAUGCUUCAGACGAGAUUCGGGAAAAGCUGGAGCAGCUUCAGGAGAAAAGAGAUGAAAUCAGCCAGAAAUGGCAGGACAAAAUGGAAUACCUACAGAUCGUUCUGGAGGUGCUGCAGUUCGGCAGGGACGCAUCAGUAGCCGAGUCAUGGUUGGCAGGUCAGGAGCCGCUAGUGCGGGCAGCAGAACUGGGCUCCAACGUAGACGAAGUAGAAAGCCUCAUCAAACGUCAUGAAGCCUUUGAGAAACUCGCUGCAGGCUGGGAGGAGCGCUUUGUACAACUGGAGAAACUCACUACGCUGGAGGAGCAUGAGAUUCAGAAAAGGAUUGAAGAAGAGGAGAGAGCGAGGAGACCACCCACACCUCCUCCCGUAGAGGAGGUGGUACAGUCUGAAGCAGAACAUGAGUCAGCAGCCAGGACAAGUUUAGACCAGACCACGCUAAACCAGUCAGUGUCUGUCAACGGAGUACACAGUGACCAGGACACAUCACAGUCCUUAUCGGUCUCGGUAUCUGAACUGCCGAAUCCGGAACCUAAACCACUUUCUAAACCAGAAUCUAAACCGGUCUCUAAGCCUGUGCCAAAACCCUACAAGGCACAGCAGCGUGGGUCAGAGUCUGAGUCUGUGAACGGGCCGGGCCGGGACAGUGGACUGGACACAGCCUCUCGGCACGACCCCUCAGCCACAUUGCCUGGCAGAGUGGACCCCACCACAGAGACCUUGGAGGGCAUGCUGUGCAGAAAACAUGAGAUGGAGAGCCACGCAAAGAAAGCAGCCAACAGAUCAUGGCAGAAUGUGUACUGUGUGCUGAGGAAGGGAAGUCUUGGCUUCUAUAAGGACAACAAGAGCGCCUCUAACGGAAUCCCCUACCACGGAGAAGUUCCCAUCAGCCUCAGUGAGGCCACCUGUGAGGUCGCCCUCGACUACAAGAAGAGGAAGCAUGUCUUCAAACUGAGGCUGGGAGAUGGGAAAGAGUUCCUGUUCCAGGCCAAGGACGAGGCUGAGAUGAGUUCAUGGAUCCGUGCCAUCCACUCCUCCAUGCCGUCGAGCGGCGCUGGUGAGCGUUCGCCAGGCGGUCAGCGCGGUCUGAGCCGGGCAAUGACCAUGCCGCCCAUCUCACCCAGCUCGGGCGAGGCUGGAGGAGUGACCAUGCGCAAUAAAGAGGGCAAAGAGAAAGACCGCGAGAAGCGCUUCAGCUUCUUCGGCAAGAAGAAAUAAAGGAGCACUGCACCGUACCGUACGGAAAAGGGAGGAGUGAAGCAUCGGUCACCCAACACUCAAAACACAAACUGAUACUGUCUGAGAAAACAGAGGAGGACCGCGUCCUCUACUGUCACUUAGCCCUACUUCCACUUUUUAUUUCUUUGAGUCAUCUUCAUCUCUCUGUCUCACUCAGUGCCAUACAGGAGAACAUCCUUCUCUGAGCUCGCCUCCAAGCUCUGUUAACGACUCCAGCCAAUAGGAGGCAGGCAGGUUAGUGUCAGUGACCAGUGAGACCCUUGCUGAUUGGACAGUUUUUCCAAACUGAAAAAAAGGCAUAGAAAGCGUAUGCUUACUCAUUUUUUCUUUAUUUCAAUAUCAUUUCUGUUUCGACCUUGAGGCUAGCAGGCUUUCCCAUAAUGCAGUGGUUCCAAAGUUUCUAUUCCUUUCCUUCAUGAUCUACUUCUUUUCUCUCUUUUUGUUUGAAUUUCUUUGUGAAGGACCAGAAUCACAUUUUUUUGGUAUUGAUGUUGUUACCAGUAAUAUAUCUGUUGUUAUUAUUAUUUAUCUAUUUGCCGUUGCAGUUUUUGAGGAGAAAAAAAGUAAUAUUUAAUGAGAAUUUAAGUAUAGCUAGUUUCGAGUCCUGUUUUAGAGAGGGUAAAAAAAUCCACACUCUUCUAGAACCGAGCAUGAAGAGUUCUAGAACUGGUCUAGAGUCAGCUUCUGGAAUCGGCUCAUAGUUGAAGGGGUUUCUUUUGUAGAAUUGACAGCACAUGAGAUAUUGUUUCCUUUGUUUUUGAAUUGACAGAUUAUUUUUUCCCCCUAAAGAGUAAUUAACUUUUAGUCUUUUUUUUUUGGAAGUGUGCAGGGAAUAACAAAAAAAAUCUAAAUACUACAGUCUGCAAAUUUAACUUCUGUUUAUGGUGGGUUUUUUCCAUUUAACUCCUAUUUUAUCAGUUCCAAAGGAUUUUAAAGUUCUGAAUGUUGAGGUUUUUCUUUCUUUCUUUCAAGUUUUUUUUCUGUACACUGGUGAAGGUGCAGUUUGUGGUUGAGGAGUUUUGUUGUGGUUUGCUUUAUUCUAGUUUAAAGGCAAAAUUCGAGUGCUGUUUUCUGACCGAACACAUACAUGCAUAAACAUGUGAAGAACUGUGGGGAGGGACCUUUUUCUUUCUUUGUUCUUUAUUGGGUUGAUUUGGAACACGUAAUUCUCUGUAUCGACAUUUGCUUUGAACGUUUCCUCCUGAUUGAUCCUCAGACGCCGGUUUCAGCAGUUACACCAACCGAGUGCACACAGUCCGACCCCCCACCGCCCCCCCCCCCCCCCCCACCACCAGACUGCUUCAGAAAGCCCUGGGCCCUGGUAUGCUGUUUUUGCCAGAAUGUGACUUUGGGCUGUUUUUUUAGAGCGUGCGUGAAUAUAUAUGUAUGUGUGCGCCAAUGUGAAGAAAAACACUGGAUGAGAAACUAAACUACUGUUAUUUUUUUUUCCUAAUGUGGACCAAAUCUCCCAUUCAGUAAACUCCUAAUCUUAAUGAAUCACCUGAAUCAUCACCACUGGAAUUAUCCCAUGUAAAGCUAUACAGGAAGCUAGGGGUCAGGAGAUUUUUGAAGCUAUUUUUGCAUUUGUACACAGAAUAGCAUGGCAUAGUAUUCGUCCCCCAUUUAUCCAGUGUAGCAUGAACAGUAUUUUUGUAGAAGGUCGGAAGGUCAUUCACUCAUUGGCCUCGUCAUGAUUGUCGGUGUAUUUGUGAUGUUAAAACUAGGUGGUCGUAAGCGCUUGUCUUUCUCGCUGUCGUACGAUGAAGCCCCAUCCUCCGAGGGGGUGGAGUAUCAAACUGUGAACGUUCUGGAAGUGGAAAUGACGAGAAAUAAACGGUGCCCGCUUUUAAAGACGACGUGAAAGUUUAAUUUGUACCGAAGGAAAAUUGCUCUGAUUUUCAUUGGAGGAUGUAAUUUUUUACGAAAGUUUUGAAACACGCUCAUUUUUACGUUGGCGUAACUCCAUGCUUGUAGAUAUUUGUGACUGUUUUGUCUGUAGGCUUUAAUUUGGCUACAAUUGAAUGUCAACUCUAAUGCUGAAACCACGGUUAAUGGGCUAGUAAAGGCUGGGUCCAGCCUCAAAAGCAUGACCUUUUUUCUCCAAACUGGUCAGUGCUGAUUCAGUAAGCUUCAGCCACUCAGACCGUCUUAACUGGCUCCUCUUACGCCAAAUUACAUAAAUAGUUCUAACUUGCGCUUGAAUACGUGGUAAUAGCAUAAUGCACAUCCGUUUACGACUAUAGUUCCUGCUUACUGUAACAGAAACUCUGAGAGGAAUUCACCCCAUUCGAAUCCAAUAAAGGAGCCCAAGCUAGCAUGAACUGAAUAGACAUUUGCUUUCAUCGUUUACUGUUUGGGUUCAGCCGGACCUGGUCAGUUUGAAGGAAUAGCUUAAGCACAUAUAACUGGUUUGUUGCUCUCAAUGAAUUGAAGCUAAGAGCCCCCAGCUAUUCCUUUAAGUGGCAGUAGAGGAUCUUUAACAAUAUUUCUUCAUCUUUAUCUCCACUUUUAGUUCAGUCUCACUCCUGCCUUUGUACGAAUGUAAUACGGUCAAUAUGGUCAAAUUUGUCUGGGCAAAUAUGUGAGUGUCUGUGAAGCGAGUGCCCAGAGUGUGCAUGGCAUUUUAAAAAUGACCGAUAUUAUAGGGCAAUGAAUCAGUUAAUGCAAGGAUUUCGAUGCAAUACAUUAUUAAACCGUCAUACAUGCAUUUGAGGAACUUCACUAACAGAGGAAAGUCCACAAAAACAGAAUUCUGGUUUUCAUACAGCGUAGAUUCGAAUGUUGGACCAAAAAAAAGAUCACUUGCUAAAGGAAGGUUUCCUUUUCUUUUUCUUUUUUUGUUCUUUUUUUCUCACAUUUCUUGGCAAUUUCUUUGCAAUAUUUGAAUGUGUCCAUAAAAAUUGCCCCCCCCCAUCACCACUUCAUCAACAUGUAAUUUAUCAACUGAUGUCUAUAUUUCAUUCUGCUACAACUUCAAAUCCUGUUCUGAAUUGUCAAUACCACUACGACCAUGUUAUCAUUAUUAUUAAUUCAUUAUUAUUAUUAUUACUGCAGAACUCUUCUACUGUUGCUACUGUUAUUAUUAUUAUUAUUCCUACUACUACCAUUACGACUGCCGCUCCUGUAUAACUGCAAACUAUUCCUGCUGUUGAGUUUCAGGUUCUUUCGUCUGUAAUACCAGGCCCUGCCUACAGGGGGCCGCAGUGUGCUGUGGAGCAUUUUUCAUUAAUGAUCUUGGGGGG